AUGGAGAAUGUUGAGUCCUCACAGUUAAUAACCCCCGAGUCAGUGAAAGCCAUCAUCUCAAGGAUUCAGAUUGCCCAGCUAACUCGGACUCAGGAGAAUAUUUCUUCUGAGCUUUCAAACAUCUUGGACAAUGUCAACAAUGUCAUCAGUCAUUUCCAGAAAGAACUAGGAUACGAUUUAAGAGAAAAGGCUGAAUCUCACCACAUGGUAGAAAAAGGCAAAAACAGAUUCAUCUUACUCGAAAAAAUUACCUCCUUGUCCACAGAUGCUAAGAUGAAGGAGAAGCACUUGUAUGAAAUUCUCAGCUGGCUGGGUGACUGGGGUGACAGUCUGACCUAUGAGAUCAGAACCAGGAAGAAUGAGGAAGAUGAGGAAUCCCAGGAUAAAUGGAUUGAAGUCAUAGAGAAAAUGUUACCUCUCUCCCUCAUUGCCACCAAAGGAGGCAUUGAGUCUCUCAUCUCCCUUUGCUCUACUCUCAUUGAAGGAGAGAGGAAGAGAGCACAAGUGCCCAAAUACACCUUCUGGCAAGGGUGGCAGGAACAAAAUCCACAAAUACCUACUUUCACCUCUCAGCCACUGAGCCCACAGCAGAUGCUCCAGGACAAGCACACCACCUGCUUGAAGGUGGAUGAGGUGAUAUCCAUGUUGCAGGAGCUCCUGGACUCUACCAUGUUCAGCAAAGGAGAGGUGAGGGCCAUAAAGUACAUAUCCUCUGUGGUGGAGAACCUGGGCAAGGCUUUUAUCCUCCAAAAUGAGGAGAAUAAGAGGCUGGAGACAAAAUACAGAUGCCUAAAAACAAAGAUGGUUAAGGAGCUCAGAAGCCAGAGGCUGAACUUUCAGAAAUCUCUCCAAACCCUUGAGGCCAAGAGAGAUGUCCUAAGAAAGCAGGUAGAAAUGUUAGGAGGAAAGUACCAUGAACUUUUCCAAAUAAAGCAUACUCUGGAAUACAAGCUGAAAGAAGCUGAGUUUGCUAGUAGUCUAGUAAAAGACUCGGUCAAGAUCUUGGAUGACUCUCGAGACUCCUCUGAGAAAAAGACCCUCAUAGAGGGAAAAACAGUCAUGGAGGAAACACAACAGAAACAAGAGGAGAAGCAAUCAUUUUUUCCACUUGCCUCAAGCCCCAUCAACACAGCCUGGGAUAGUGAUUCACGACCUUCAUCAUAUCAGUCACUCCCCAUCAUGACCACAUAUCCAGAUGUGCUCCGCAGCAAAAUUCUUGAACCCGAGUUGAUGUCCUCAGCAGAAAGCCCAGACAACAAAGACACAAACUUGAAGAACUUCUCGCAGGAUGUAUCCCAUAAGGAGGAUCUACAAAUUCAGCUUCAUUUCAGCAAACAGCAGUCUCCAGAUAGUUUUGAGCAAGAAGUGGAAGAGAACACUCAGAUGGACCAUGGGGAAGAGGAACUUAGCUGGCAGAGGCAGAAGCAGCAGUGGUCACAGGAGGAUGAGAUGCGGCAGCAGCAGCAAAGGAGAUCGGCCUCACCAGAAAAGGAGCCCCAGGAGAGGGUACGCCAGAGGGAACUAGAGGAGGUGGUCAUGGAGAACGUGUCACAGGGGGAAAAGGAUCAAGGGACUCCAAGAAAUGAAUCAAGGAAAGACAUAAAAAGGAUGCUCUUCAUGACCACCAGUCAAGGGAAGUUCUUGAAGGAAGAGUUACCACUGACAGGUCCCGUAAACUGCACCCAAUCUGUUAACCAGUGCAGGAGGCCACAACUACCCAAGUCCCUUCGUGCUCAGUCUAUCACCUCUAGAAACCAGAGGACUGAAAGUUCAGCUGAGUGUAAUCAGAAACCCUGGGCCCACCAGAUUCCCACAAAGCCCAAGAAAUCAGCCUCUUUUCCAACCUCAGAAUUGUGUCUCUUCAAGAGGACCCAGUCCCCUUUGCACAUAUCCCCAGUCUCUCUAAAGGAGAAGGUAUACUACAUGGAUGCCAAAGACCAAAGAGAGAACCUGCAGCUCUUUCUUGGGAAUGGCAAUCUGGGGCUGCCUGCUGCCCUGCACAGCAAGUCACUGGAACUUACUGCCACCACUAUGGAGCUGAGCUUACUCAAGCUGCAGUGCCUGUGCCUGAAGUACAUCCACUACAAACAUCUCGAGAGCCUGCGGCAAGAGAUAAUCAACCACAUACAAGAUGUGCAAAAAACCAGAGGAUCCAACCAGGCCCAAAACCUCUCCAUCUUUCUGGAGAAAAUCAACAUUCUACAGAACCAACAGCUGCAGGCCUGGACAGAAAGGCAGAAAACUGUGGAGGAUAAAUACCAAGAGUCUCUGAGCAAUAUGAUGAAGACAUUUCCCAAGCUUCGGCGGGAAUGGAACAUUCCCCUGCACACGCCCAUGGUCACAUGCCCAAAACUAAGGAAAAGCAAGACAUUCCCAUCUUUACUCCAGCAUACUUCCUUCAAGCAGCCCUCUAUUUCCAACUCUCUAGAUGGUGUGAAACUGAAGAAGGCCCACCAACAGGAGAACCAUCUGAAGCCCAUUUGGAAGACUGAUAUAGCCUCCUCCAGUUAUCUUAUAGAAGAAAAGAUCCCUGCAAAAGACUGGCAGCAGCUGGGGGGACACCCAGAUAUCCCCCGCCUGUUGACAAUGGAUCGUGUGGACUCCAACGGAGAUACCUUGGCGGCUGUGGCCACGCCCCUCCACGCACGUUUCCCGGCGACCCGGAAGGGAUUCCGCGGCCCCUCGCUGGCCGACCCGGAAGUAGACGUACCUCGCGGAAGCCGGCUUUGGCCCUGCGGCUGCCGCCGUCGCCGCGGAGAAAUUGUGGGAGCUGGCAGCCUAGGAAUGGUGAGACUUGGCGUGGCGCCUCGCAGGGGUCCGAGCGGCGGUGGAGGCGAAGUGGAGUUUCCCAGGGUGCCGCUGAGGACGACCGACCCCCCCUUGCAGCCCCAGGCAUGGAGCUUCCCCAACGCCUCCGGCGGGACAGCAGCUGUCCGCUGGGGUCUGGCCCAUCAGUCGUGCACCCCUCAGUCUCCGGUACCUUAG
Suncus etruscus (white-toothed pygmy shrew) is the source of this 2985-nucleotide messenger RNA. It is a transcript of the gene FAM186B, whose product is annotated as family with sequence similarity 186 member B. Bases 1 to 2985 code for a protein of 994 amino acids. Lineage: Eukaryota; Metazoa; Chordata; Mammalia; Eulipotyphla; Soricidae. The record is from RefSeq and is a predicted model, not a curated record. The transcript is spliced from 9 exons.